Molecule: messenger RNA, 734 nt
Organism: Anolis sagrei ordinatus
Lineage: Eukaryota; Metazoa; Chordata; Lepidosauria; Squamata; Anolidae
Gene: CHTF8
Product: chromosome transmission fidelity factor 8
Biological process (GO): mitotic sister chromatid cohesion
Cellular component (GO): Ctf18 RFC-like complex
Source: RefSeq, a predicted model, not a curated record
GGGACUUCCGGAAGAAUGAGACUUCCGGAAGAAGGUUCCUUUCCCCCACCCACUUCGGAAAGCGCGGGAAAGGCGAACCCAUUUGAAAGCCGAGGGGGCGGGACUUCCGGCGAAGGGGUUGGUUGGCUUUCUCCUGCCAUGGUGCAGCUGGUGGUCGCCUCCAGGGCGGAGGGGGACGCAAGCCUUCCAGAGUGGGUCCUGAUGGAGCUGCAAGGGGAGCUGGAGGCCCGCUCCGGGGCAGGGCUGGAGGCAAAGCUCCUGGGGGACCUCCACUACACCAAGGAGGGCACUCCUGUGCUCAUUGUGGGGCACCACAUCCUCUAUGGGAAAGUUGUCCGCCUGGAGAAGCCCUUUGCCGUCCUAACAAAGCCGGGCGAAGCAAGCGGCUAUUCAGUGACCGCCCUCAUCAAGAAGAAGCUCCUCUUCAAAACCAGGCCGAAGCCCAUCAUCACCAACAUGGCCAAGAAGGCCUGAAGUGGCACGUUCCUGCUACGGACAGAGUCCCCGAACUAAGGAACACAAAGGAAUGGACCCUCUCGUUUGCCACCCUCCGUCUCCGGAUGAAGUUGGGAGGAAACAAACUCCAAACGAAGCCAUCUUAUUUCCAAGGACUUUUAUUAACUGUAACAAAGGCAUUUGUCGUAAAAAACCAAACGGACCCAAACCUUGACCUCCCUUUAAAAAAAGUACAAAAUGAACACAGGUUAAAAAAUAAAUACGUUUGUACAAAUCGC